Molecule: messenger RNA, 873 nt
Organism: Moneuplotes crassus
Lineage: Eukaryota; Ciliophora; Spirotrichea; Euplotida; Euplotidae
Source: the annotation of a GenBank genome assembly
AUGUCCAACCCAACACAAAUAAAUGGCAUCAAGAAACCAAGAGACAUCAAGAGGAUGAUCAAAAUGACUAUUUUAAAUCCAAGGUUCAAAGGCAGGCUUGCCAAUACAAAGCAACUUUUUGGUAAAAGGAAGGGUAAAGAUUUGAAAGCAAAGCUAACUAACCUCAAGACUAAUUUUACAAACCAGAAGCUACCAAAAAUCUCUCAAGGGGCCUCAAAGCUUACUAAGGAUAAGAAGAAGUCGACCGCUAGGAAGCUAAAGCCUUUGAACCUUAAGAAAGAUAUGUUAAUGAAUUGCAAGAUUAUCAGCCAGAAGAAGCCCUUCUCUCCUGCAAAAGCUCUAUCCCCUCUAAGGACGAAUUCUCCAGCUAGAGCUAGUAGGAGAAGGAAUCACAAGAAUAUGCUGUCUGCUCGGAAUGAUGACAUCUUUCCCUUUGGGAAGGAUAAGCGGGUUUUAAGCCAAGACAAAAAGCAAGCAGUCCCAACUAUGCUUUCAAAGGAGGAGAUAUCGCAGUGAGAGAUCAUUCAUCAAGAAAUGAUGACAAAAGUUGAGCAGCAAAUUGCCAAGGCAAAAGAAACAAGGUUUAGGUUCCUUUCCCCAGGCAAGCUAAUGAAAAAGCUACAAAGAUCCAUUGAUAGGAGCUUAAUUAUGAGCUUAGAGAGGGAAAUCAAGGCUCCAAAUCCCCAGAAUGUUGCUCAUAGUACUGUACUAAACAAUCCAUUACUUAACGAGAGUAAUAACUGUGAGCCUAAUUGCACAGAUUCUUUAGGGGAGGAACAAGAUUUGCUUAUCUUGAAGAAAAUAGGCAGUAAGAAAAAGUCGUCUAGAAAUAGAAGAAAUCUGCAAGCGAAUCAAUUCUUUCGCUCGCUCUAA